UCAUGAAGUUGAAAUGUCCCCACCGGUCUUUCGUACAUUUUUGUAUACUUUUGACAACAAAAUUUUCUGUCGAUGUUUGGCAUGUGGCUGCUUGAAUCACUUGACAUCGUUUUAACAUAUCUAUUAUCGUAUUCAUAAAUAUUAACUGAUAAAAGAAAAUUGGAGGUGUUCUGCAUAAGGGAUUACUUGCAGAUCGGUUUGUGCUACAAACUUGUUUAUACACACCGGCGGUAUUGUCUUAUCUGAUAAUGAAUGUACAUGUAAUCAUCGUUGAAAAUGUAUAAUAGCUUUAAAAGAUAGAUCAUAAAAGAAUAUUAAAAUAUGUGUUUGGGAAAACAUUUUUGAAAGAUUGAUUAGAUAGCAUUUCUUUAAUUCAGAUUUUAUACCGACUAACAAUAACAUACAAUUGGACGUUGUAGCGAUUUCCUAAUUUGAUUAAAUAUGCCUUUAUGUCACAAAAUACAUUCAGGUCUUAAAUUCCCCCAUGCCGAUAGCUCACAAGGCGUUCUGUUGUUGUCUUUUUUCUGUUUGUCUUUUGAAAACUUCAGUAUUAGUUAUAACCUUUUGGACUGUGUAUUUGACAUGUUAAUUUAUUGUCAGAUAUUUUUCUAGAUGGACUGCAAUAUGUUUACACAAACAAUUAGAUAAUAAAGUCGAAUUAAGCAUUCAAUGCUUGUUAUUAACAAGCUGAGGUAUUUCUAUAAUGAUACUAACAAAUCAGUUACUACCAUAUGCAUUUAUUUAUCCCAAUCCGCAGACCAAUGUGUAUCAUCUCUUUGUGAAUACUUACAGACUGCUAUCACAUACGUUCAAAUCAAUAUUCGAUGCUUAUUUUGUACGAAUGUUAAACUUUAAAUACAUGGUUCAAAUCAGUUUUAUAUUGCGUGCUUGUUUUCUCAGGCGAUUAAAUUUGAAUUAAUUUUUAGCAAAUAUAACGCAUUUUCUAACAAAGGAAAAGUAGUAUCGGGAUGUUUGUUUGUUCUACUGAUAUUUUAGACAAAUACUUCGAAAUAUCUUUGAUUGUUUUGUAUUUUAUUGUAGUUGUUGUUGUUUUUGCUUUGUUCUCAUCUGCUUCUCUUUUUUCAAACCUUUUGAUCGGUUCAGUAUUACACACAGCAAUAGAAAUACAUUUGCCAUUUUCUUUUUUUUAAACCGAAAACAAAAUAAAAUUUAAACUUUUAUACUUUAUCAGUAGUUACACAUUCUUUAGUUGUUACAAUAAAACCGUCCACUUUUUGUUAUCUACAAUAGAUAAAUGCUAUCUUAAGUAAUAAACAUAUAAUAUGUAAAAUAUUAAAUCUAACAUCAAAACUUAAUUCGUGAAUUGAUUUUUCUCAUAAUUACAUUCCCGCAUUUCACAACAAAAAAUAUAUAGACCCAGGGUCUUAGUGUAUUAAAUAAGUUUACCUCCUGUCGGGAAAAGGGGUCCACGUUAAAAUAUAUAGGCUUCCAAGAGAGGUAUAUACAUUAUGUUUCGUUUAUAUAUUGUGAAGGUACUUGAGAGCGUUAGAAAUUUAUAUGUAAAUAAUGAUCAAAUUUGUAUAUUUUUGUACUUCUUGUACCCUCCUUCUCUCAGUAUUAGGAAUAACAGCUAAAUCUUCCUGGAUCGUUAAGCACCAUCAUUGGAAAGAUUAAGAGUGGAACAUGUCAUAUAUCGUACAUUGAUUCUUGUUUUCUAAGUGUCUUAUUAAUGUGUUAUUGCAGUUAUUGAAUUGUUAUAAUAUUCCAAUGUUACAAGUGUAUAUUUGUUAAGAUAAAAGUACCAAUGUAUUUGCACUAUGCAUUGAUAUCAAUGACAUAUCACGUAAGUAGAAAGUUAUAUAUAAAACCUCUAACCUUCAACUUCAAAUUGAUUUUGAAUGGUUUUGUUGCAUUUUAUCUUUGUUAUCUUUUUGCAUAUGGCAACAUGAGGAUUUUAUUUAUUCCGAUACUGAACAGUUAUGGAAUUUAUUGAUUAACAUUGAUUGAAAUUGUAUUAUUUUUAACACCUUUGUGUCGAUGAUAAGAAAGAACAGCGCAUUUCUUCCUGGAUUGUAAAGCUUAAUCAUUGGUAGGGAUUAAGAGUGUAUUUUUUCGUAUAUGGAAAUGUUUUAUAAACUUGGAAAUUAUGCAAUAUUGACCCAUAUAAACACAAUUAUCCAAAUGGUAAUAUUAAUGAAACCCAACCAAAUGAUAAAAAAGUGUGAUAAGAAAUAAGAAUAUUCAAUCAAGCAGUAUAAAAGAUUGUGACUCUGGAACUUUUUUUAAACUCGCUUAAGGUUAGGCUUGGCACUGAUUUAUGCACAUAACAAUUAAGGCUACUAAAAUCUAUUUAGCUUUGAUAGAAUUAUUCAAAAAUUUGGAUCGGCAUGAAUAAAUGUGGGUGUAUUUAUAUUAUAAGUUUAAUAGUGGCAGUGUUUGUGUUAUAUCAACAAGUGACGCAUACUCUUGCUUCUGAUGAAUCAUGUACCUGGAGUUUAUGGUCGCCAUGGAAUUGCUCAUGUUGUGUAAGUUAUAGCCAUAUACCAACAAAAAGAGUUCGCAUGAAAUGUUGUUCCAAUACCACAGAAUGUCCUAAACUUCGAAUUUCAGCGGAACCUAUUGUCUACACCGAUGAUGACCAUGAGAUUCGCAACGAAUGUGAAAAAGAUAUUUGUAAAGACAAAACUAAAUCAUACUACAAAAACUGUCCUCAUGAACCUCCUGAAAAAAACAUUUUGUCGUGUCAACGCAUAUGUACAGGUUUUGUGUCGAAGAUACCAUUGACCACGCCGUCGGUGACUUACCAAUCUGAAUACACCUCUACUCCCAGAUUACAAUUACAAAAUAACAACACUAACACAUCUAAGAACACUAGUGAUGGAGGGGCAAAUUCUUCAAGUUUGUGUUUGUUACCAGGAGUUAUCAUUCUUGGACUAUUUAUUCAGACGGCUGUAACAAUAGUAAUGGUGUUUUAGUGCGUAACUGUUUAAAACGCUUUAUUAGGACGCAUGCAAUUUGUAAAAUCGGUUAAAAAAUGUUAUGUUUGUAUAGUUAUCAUAUUAUAUCAUAAAAAGGGACAUUGAUUGAACAGUAAUGUUUUCAUAUUUCUAACGAAGCAGUCGCGCAUGCAGACACUUAUUUACGUUACUAUAAGUAACAUAUAAAAAUUGGAAAGGGGCGUUUUAAUCUGCUUUUCUCUUAUUUUACAUUCAAGUUCAUUUAAUAAAAUAAUGUCUUACAAUUAAAACUGAAGCUUUGACAAUAUUAAUUGUUCAAAUGUUAAAUCUAAUAUUUGUUGGGUUUUUUUAAAACUAAAUUGAGUGUCAUUUGUAGCUUUUAAACAAUUAAAGAAUGAAAUAUCUUUGCAGACAUAUUUGCAAACAAAAAUUAUGUUUCGUAUUUUAUUAACAAAGUUUAAGAUUAGGUAGAUGCAAUUAGUUAUUAAAAACGUACGAAAGCUAGUAUGUGACAUUUUAAGAAAAAAAAGUAUAAAAAAGUAAGCAAGGGUGAGUGAGUUUGUUAGGAUACAGGUGUGGAUGUAUGUACGUUUACGAGUGUUUAGGCCUGCAUGCGAAUGGUCUUUUGCUCUGUAUGUACGUUAAAUGGGUGUUCAGAUCUGCAAUGUUACAAACAUAAGCCUUGAAAGUGUGUGUAAAAUGACAACUUCUAGAAAUAUGUAAUAAAGUUAAGUAAGUAUUUAAAUAUAUAAAUGUAUGAUAACUAGAACAUAUAUAUGUCUAUGUAUAUUUUCAUCAAUAAAGAUUCAAUUUUGUUUAUCGGAAAACUUUAAGAUUAUCAUUUGAACGGUUUUGUUAAACAAAUUUAGUAAUAAUUAUACUGUAAUUUCCGAGAUAGAGCAUAAAAUAUUCCCAAUUUUAUAUUUACAUGACAUUGUAUGAAUUUGUGCCCUUAUCUCUAGAAACAUGUGUUAUCUCGCAAAUACUUUCUCAUGAAGAUUUUUUUUAAACUUAUUAAUCUAUCACAGACAUAAAUAUUUUACUCGGUAUUUUUUCUAAAAGUUUUGGUUAAUGAAUUUACUCUAUUUAAGUUUUAUAACAAUCAAAUGUACACACAUCAGCAAAAUUGUAAUUUUCAUAAUCAAUUUAGAUACAAUUUGUAUUUUACUUCUGAUGAUGUUCAUUCAUUUCAUGUCUCUAAACACAGCAUAUUAAUUAUUUUAGAAAUGUGUAGUGCUUUAUAUCUCCUGCCUGUAGUUUACAAAGUCAUAAGAGUCACAAUUUCGAGAAUCGCCCUUAAGAUCAUACAAUCAACAUCAUUUUCGAUUUUUAUUGACUGUAUGCAUAUAUUUCAUUACAUAUACCUUAAAUACACUUGAAGGAAUGUGCAUAUACAAACAUGUAACUGUGCAUAAAAAUGCAUAGAUCUAGUAGUAUAUGUGAUUUUUUCAUCCAUAAGAUUCAUGAGAUCUUUGCAAACUAAAGCUGAUUUUUUUAACUUCAAUCGACAUCAGGGUUAUUGCUGCAUAUUUGACAUGUUAAGGUUCUUUUCUGUAAAGUAAGAGGCUCAUGACACUUUAAAUAACUUGACAACAUAUAUUACAAUAUUAUGUUUCCAAUUUUCAUUAAUAAAAUCUGAUGACAUGUUUUCAAAGACGUGCAGAUUUAAAGGUUCGUUUGUAUAUCGUUUUGCGUGAUUUGUAUAAACACAUCGAAUGUAUUGAUAAACUAAUCACAACCUUGUUUUACUUAUCAACGUCGAAAAUAAAUAUUUGUUUUGCAUUUAAAUGUGUGUGAUAAAUGAUUUUAGCAAGAUUAAAGUUAGUGCUUCA
This is a messenger RNA of Ruditapes philippinarum (Manila clam), 4750 nucleotides long. RefSeq lists its product as uncharacterized. The record is from RefSeq and is a predicted model, not a curated record. NCBI's taxonomy places the organism in Eukaryota, Metazoa, Mollusca, Bivalvia, Venerida, Veneridae. The transcript has 3 exons. The coding region runs from base 2349 to 2936 and encodes 195 amino acids.